This is a messenger RNA of Spodoptera frugiperda (fall armyworm), 2314 nucleotides long. RefSeq names its product protein I'm not dead yet. The record is from RefSeq and is a predicted model, not a curated record. Gene Ontology annotation, cellular component: membrane. Gene Ontology annotation, biological process: monoatomic anion transmembrane transport; citrate transport. Bases 84 to 1817 code for a protein of 577 amino acids. The transcript has 16 exons. Lineage: Eukaryota; Metazoa; Arthropoda; Insecta; Lepidoptera; Noctuidae. Gene Ontology annotation, molecular function: citrate transmembrane transporter activity; succinate transmembrane transporter activity.
AGACCAUCGAGAUUAUGAAGUAUUUGUCGUAGCUUGAGAUAAAUGUGAUUAAGCAUAAAAGUAAACGUAAACGGAUUAAAAAUAUGGAUUCUACUACUUCCUCAGAAACAAACCUUAUGAUUAUUACCAAAAAAGCUAAAUUCAAAUUAUUUUGCAAAACUUAUUGGAGGACAAUGGUUGUACUUAUCGCUCCUAUAAUUUUAUUACCAGUUAUAUUUAUUAGAAGAAAUAAUGCGUACAAGAGUUUCUACGUAUUUUUGCUCAUGAUUGUAUACUGGACUCUCGACGUGCUCCAUCCUUGCGUGUUGGCCAUCAUGCCCAUCGGUAUAUCUUGUGUCAUGAGCGGAGUUGGCAAGAGUUUUAUUAGCGAGAUGUAUAUUCGAAACGACCUACUGGACUGUAUUGGAGUGAUGAUGAUCAUUAUAGCAAUAGAGAACUGUAUGGUGCAUAGGAGAAUUGCUAUCAAAGUCUUGCUCGUGUUCGGAUGCUCUCAUUAUCGACUAAGUUUUCUCCUAUUCUUCACAUGUAUGUUUCUCUCAAUGUGGAUCUCCAACAUCCUCGCUUGUGGUCUGAUGAUGCCAGUCGUCAAAGCUAUCCUCCUGGAGCUUGAAAAGAUGGGGAUCUUAGAAUUAUAUCAAACUAUUGGGAAAGCAACUCAAAAAUCUAAUAGACAUGAACAAAACAUGGCAAGGCCAUCCAAUUUCACAAUAUUUUAUUUUCUUGGACUUGCAUAUUCGUCUUCCAUUGGUGAUAUGGCGACAAUGAUGGGCAGUCAGACUAAUCAAAUAUUUAAAAUUUAUUGUGAAACCAUAUUUCCACUUGGACCGAAGAUAGAGUUUCCUCACUUCAUGUUACUGAAUCUACCUGGAAUGCUGGUUAUGGAAACACUACUAUAUAUGUGGAUGAACUUCAUAUUUUUGGGAAUGUUCAGAGGUCGAAGUGACGUAGAGGUCGGUCUGACGGAGGAAGAGGCUCUGUACAUAGACACGCUGCUAGCCACUCAUUACCGACAGCUUGGGAAACUAAAGUUUCAUGAAAUUGCGGUGUCUACUAUCGCAAUACUGACAGCCGUGUUGCAGGCCACAAUCAGCACGGCCCACAUCGAUCAGACGACGAACGGAAGCCCUGAGUUUCAUAAACAUUUCAGGUUGUCGUCGCCAUGUGCGCUGUGUGUUGUUCUGUUGUUUAUAACGCCUGUCAACCUGGACUUUCUCAGAUAUUUCAAGACACAGUCAGAUGAGAACACCGAACCACUGCCGAUUUCUCAAACCAAGUCUUGUUUGAAUUGGAACCUUGUGCGCAGAAAUAUUCACUGGAGCAUACCUUUGAUUAUAGCCGGUAGCAGCACUCUCUUCGAGUCACUCAGGGACUCUGACAUGAUACUGGAGUUUGAGAAGUUUCUCCUCAUCUUCGAGGGCUGGCCAGCAUCAGCUCUGGUCUUCGUCGUCGUACUCUUCUGCAAGACACUUACGGAGUUCGCGUCCAACUUCUGUGUAGUCUACGCUCUUCUGCCGAGCAUCGCUAAAGUGAGCGUACUCUGCGACGUGAACCCUCACUACCUGAUGAUGGCGUCGACCCUGGCCAGCUGUCUGCCGUUCCACCUCGUCACCGGCGCGCCAGUCAAUGCCAUGGUCAGCGCUUACGUCAACAUCCCGCCUUGGACAAUGAUGUACGCGGGCUUCGGUCCGUCAAUUAUCGCAGUGGUGGUGGUCUGGUUCACAGUAGCGGUGUGGUCCACCGCUAUAUGGACCGACAUCACACUCAAUCCGGAGUGGGCACACGCGAAUAUCUUCAGGUUAUUGAGGAAACAGAAUUAGAAAUAAGAUGGUUAUAGUUUGGUGCAGUGAAACCUUAACUGUUAUACUCAGAGACUUUUAAUGAUUACUUAACCCGGUCCUUAGCAAUUGUUUUCGAUACAAUAUCGUUACUAAGGAAUAGUUCAAGUGAUCAUUAAAUGACACUGAGUGCGGCAAAAAUACUUAGUUUUCUGUUAUUAAGUAAAUUAUACCUUAGUUAUCUAACUUUAAGAUUGCGAAUUAAAUAUUCUUAAAUCUCGUCAUAGCCUUAGUAAGUCUGUGAAUAUUUUGUCUACAUAAACUAUUUAGAAAUGGUGAAAUCUCGAUGUCACCCAAACAUUGUUUGAAGCAUCAAGUCUUGUUUAAAGGUAAGCGUCUACAGGCCCGCAUCGUACAUCGUACGCAUUCCGUAUGACGUCAUCAGUACGCAUCGCAUGUAGGCAUUGCUGAUGUUGCGGUGCGUACGAUGCGGAUCAGUGGACGCAGUUGUAUGAGUUUCUAUACAAGACUAACUAAAA